AUGCCAAAGACACCGCCCAACCGGGUAAGCAUCCGUCCCCAAGGAAAUGUUGCAGAAAGAAGAGGACAAGUUGUUGUGUCCCGAAAGAGCGAGAACGGCGAAAAGGCUGUCGCGCAAAUCCAGGCUGCGGGCGAAACCUCGGUGGAUGUCAAGUUAAUCGCCUGCGAUUUGGGCAAUCUGAAGGAAGUACGGAGCGUGGCUGAGCAAAUAAAAAAGGACGAAGGACGUCUGGACAUUGUGAGUUCCCCGUUGGAUAACUACGCAGACAAACGUGAUGCUCAACGUCAACUCCGAAGCUCGUCGCAGCAGCGGGCGUCGGGGUAA
This is a messenger RNA of Pleurotus ostreatus (oyster mushroom), 324 nucleotides long. RefSeq lists its product as uncharacterized. The record is from RefSeq and is a predicted model, not a curated record. NCBI's taxonomy places the organism in Eukaryota, Fungi, Basidiomycota, Agaricomycetes, Agaricales, Pleurotaceae. Bases 1 to 324 code for a protein of 107 amino acids. The transcript is spliced from 2 exons.